GCCUCAUGCAGAAAAGUAAACACACCAGCUGUGCCCCCCACUCCCUCCUGGGGAGAAAAAAUCUCAGCAGAGUUGAAGGUGGGAGGGGAGAGGGUCUCCUGUCUGCGCCUUUGUCAUGGGAAGAUUUUACUCUGCUGCUUCAGACAGAAGGAGGACUUCAGUUUAAGCACAACCAGACGCUCGACUGCGAUUUUUUUAAACUUUGUAACUGGAACUGAAAACAAAGGUCUGGAGAAUGAACUCAUGCUGACUGGAUGUCUGACUGUAGGUCCCAGCUGAAUUCUGCAUCCUUUCCUCAUAUCUAUUAGAGAAGGGGGGUUCACUGUGAUGAACAGGAUGCUUCCUCAAAGAAGUGCUGUCGCCACACUGGGCUACGGUUCAAACUGUGUGAAGACUGAGCACAGCAACAGUAGUUCAGUGGGGGGGACGUUACUGAGGGGCUCCCGUUCAAAGGCAGAGCUUCAGGAACUGAUGGAGACACUACAGCGCAGGAAGAGUGCUCUUGAAGCCAGCCUAAGGGCAGCAGAGUGCAGCCGCAAGUACCUCAGUGUGCCUCCAGCUGUUGGAACCCAGUCCACAAGACCACUGUCAAUCCUCAGUAAUACAGAGCGAACCCCAUCUGCCUCUAGAAACUUUUCUUACAUCACCAGCAACAGCGUGCCCCCAUCCCCACGUCAGGGCGAACGCCAGCUCAGCUCUAACGGCUUGCUCCGUCAUUACCACUCUCGCCACCAGUCCCAGGAUAGUCUUCUGCUCUCCAACACAGCAGAUGGAAUCUCGCUGCUCUCCACCUAUGGAGAGCCUCGUUCUCCCAGGGUGAAAAGUGGAGCAGCCAGUGUGCCGUCCAGCCCUCGAAUGGGCCGCAGACUCUACUCUCAAGGCAAACCUGGAGGAGACUCAAGACAGAGGAAAUACUCCACUGGCUCCCUAAACAGCCUGGGAAUGCACAGUCGUUCUUUGCCACGGCUUCACAAUGCAGCAGAUCCUCCUGCUUUGUCACUGCCUUUACGUCAUUCUGUAGGUUCCCACAGAGGGGUAGUUUCAGCAGGACAGCGGCGCAGUCUUUCCUCCCUGGAACAGCCACCAGAUGUGACAGUACCAGCCAGCAUGCCCAGUACACCUAGGAGGUCCAGUCUGGUUUCUUUGAGCUCACUGGGUGUAGAUAUUGAUGGGACAUGCUUUGAUCUGGGCUUUGGAGAGAGAAGAAUGUCAUUUGGUAAGAGUGGUUUGAGUCCAGGACAGAGGGUGGGCAGCAUCAGUUCUUUGAAUGGCAAAGAGGAGCUCAGAGACUACCAUCAGCACCAGAGAGAUGAGCGGCUCAGGGAGCAGAAAGUUCAGAGACUGGAAUGUCAGCGUCUAGAGACCAUCCUAAACCUGUGCACUGGGAUGGGACAGGUGGCAAGGGAACCAGCGGUCUCAGCUGUUUCUGACCUGCAAAAGAUCAAUAAAGAGUUGGAGAAGCUGCAGGUGUCAGAUGAUGAGUCUGUGUUUUCUGACUCUCCCAGCAGCACUGCUCCAGAGCGUCAGCAGAGCAGCUACAGAGAAGCCAGGUCCCACUCACCUGCUACUAGCUUGAACAGCAGUGCCCCCUCUCCCUCUACACAUCACAGAGCCAAAGCCUUGGAGUGUGUGCAUCUCAAACAGGAAGUAACCCACAUAGAGGAAGAAAGAAUUCAAGUUCUGAACAACAUAGAGGAGCUGGAGCAAAAGAUCAAAGACCUGGAGAACCAGAUGGAGGAGUCUCUCCGAGAGGUAGAGGUGGAAUGUGCUCUAUUGGAUGGAGAGCAGGAGUCUGAGAUGGCCCAGUUACAGAAAGAAAAGGAGCUGCUGGAUGAACUCAAGGGGAAAAUGCACAGAACUGAGAAGACAACUAAUGGAGAAAAGUCUCAGGAAACUGAGGAGCAGACCAAAAGUUUGGAGGAUUUGGAGUUUCAGAAGCUGGAAAGAGAAAUUAAGCAGGAUGAGGAAAAUGAGAAUCAGAGCCAAGAAUUGCUGCAAGAGAUCGCUGAGUGUCAGCAGCUUACUGUCACGCGCAAGGAAAGAAUUAUGACUUUGAAUAAACAGUCCUCACAGAUUACUCUACAGGCUCAGCAGGAAAGAGAGAAUUUCCAGAGAGAGAAAAACAACCUGCUCAUCAUGCUUCAGAAGGAAAGAGAUAAACUAGUGUCUUUGGAAGGAAAGUAUGCAGAACUAUCUGAUGGGCAGACCUUCACUAACAACCCUGUAGGCAUUAAAGAGCACUUGCACUCUCUGAAGGAAAGAAAAAGAAGCAACAAAGAAAACUCUGCCCACCCAAGUGAAAGCCUACCUCAUAAGAGGAGCCAGCAGCUCCUCAGCUCAUAUGGCAGAUCUCUGGGACGCACACUUCCUCCCAAGUCUCACCUACCUUUAUCCCAAAGCUCCAGCUGUGGCAGCGUCAUCCCACAAGGCUUCAGCUUCUCACCUCGAGAAGUGAGCACCCGUCGACUGGCUAAGACAGGCAACAGCCAUGCACACAUGAAUGAAGACCGACAGAGACAAAGUGAUUUUUGCAGCAGAAUGGUCUCAGAGCCCAACGUAUUCCUGGACUCUUUCUCUUACCCGGACACCAGCCAGGCCUCGGACACAGUCAGUGUGGACAGUUCUGACAGCCUGGAGACCAGUUUCUCUGCCUGCUCCCCAGACAACAUCUCCAGUGCUAGCACAUCUAACAUGGCAAAGAUUGAAGAGAUGGAGCGUUUACUCCGAGAGGCCCAGGUUGAGAAGCAGAGACUCCUUGAGCAUCGGGAGCGGGAGAUGGAGAUUCGCAAGCAAGCUUUGGAGGAGGAGCGUAGAAGAAGAGAGGAACUGGAGAAACGACUGCAAGAGGAGACAUGCAGGAGACAGAAACUUGUAGAAAGAGAAGUGAAGCUCAGGGAGAAACAGAGAUCACAGUCUCGGCUGUUGACCCGCUACCUCCCUGUUAGAAAAGAUGACUUUGAUCUUCAUGGCCACAUCGAAGCAGCUGGACACAACCCAGAUGCCUGCUUCCAUCUGGCCAUCACUGAUAAAACCUGUAGGGGAUUUAUGGUCAAAAUGGGAGGAAAGAUCAAAACUUGGAAGAAACGUUGGUUUGUUUUUGACCAGAAUCGCAGGACACUCACAUAUUAUGCAGACAAACAUGAGACCAAGAUGAAAGGAGUCAUUUACUUCCAAGCUAUAGAGGAGGUGUACUAUGACCAUUUAAAGAAUGCACACAAAAGCCCCAACCCCUCACUGACCUUCAGUGUCAAGACCCAUGAUCGGGUGUACUACAUGGUGGCUCCAUCUCCUGAGGCCAUGCGCAUCUGGAUGGAUGUUAUUGUAACUGGUGCUGAAGGACACAUGCAUUUCAUGGUGUAACAGACCUGGGUCUGAAUUUAUUUGGUUAACAUUGAGGAGACUUGCAGCUUUCUGCUCUUUCCUGCUCUUAUCUGAGUAACAGCAAACAUGUGUCCAGCUGAGAUGAUUUUCCAUCAGGUCAACUAAACAUUAGCUUUUGUUUACACUUGUAGUCAGUUACAAAUGAGCCUCUGCUCACAUGCACAAUUUAUAGUGUAACUGUGCAUUAAAAGAUGAAAAGAUUUGAAAUACUGGUUUCAGUAUUAAACUAUUUAGUGUUUUUCUUCAAUAAUUUAUGUUAAAUGUUUAGCUGCAGCACAAUUUAAAAUUUUCCUUUUCCUCUCAGACUCAAGCUGCUCCAUUUCCAGUCUUCCCUUCUCUUGCUGCUUGUCAUAAACAAAUGUAUACCCACUAGCUUUCUAUAAACUGUGGCCUUUUGUAUAUAUUAGCCAAGUUCAAACAAGAGUUUACAUCUGUCUCUCUGCCUUCUUCUACUUCUGGUUUGACUCCAUCUUUAAAGUGUUUCUUUAUCAGCACAUUUAGCACACUGCUGCUUCCAGUCUACUAGUAUAAGCUGAUCUUUUCUGCUUAUAUAGCAGGGUUGAAUGUCCUCUUUCAGUGUUCCUUCAGACCAGGUUUUGCACCACUUUUAUGACAAUUAAAUUCUUUUUUCUUCACAGAAAUUAAAUCAGUGAAAGAAAUAUGAUUAUAGACACUUAAUAAAGCUCUUUUCUUGUAACCGUUUGUAACUUGAGAAAUGUUCUACAGAGAAAGAAAACAUCCCUCAUCACAGAGGUACUGUGUUGUAUAUAUAAUGCUGUGCAGCUAGCUCCCUCUGUCUGUAGUGGAGGCUGCAGGCCUGACAUGAUGAGGCCAUGUUGUGCAGUAGUGAUGUUGCAUGCACUGCGUCACCAAAGUGUUCCAUCAACUAAAGUAUUUCAUUCUGUUUCACCAGCAGAGGUCCUUAUUGUAGUCAUUGCACUAGAAUGACGUAAUGCUCAGGCUGGUUGACUCAUACUCAUUUAUAUAAAUAAGUCAUUUGGAAGAAACACAGCCUCAAUCACCCAUGUUGUUCAUGCUAAAGUUCAAAAUAUGUGGAGUUAUAGGCACAUGUAUAACAAGCUUUAUAUUUGCUUUUUGAAAGCAAAGCAUUUUAUAUAUAUAUUUUUUUUGCAUUGCAUUUAUUUUGUGUAUGUUCUUUGCCUAUCUGCAGCAGUCUGUUUUACACAAAGUGACCAACUGUUGUUUUUAUAUAUAUAUAUAUAUAUAUAUAUAUAUAUAUAUAUAACUGCAAGGAUCAUUGUUUGUCUUGUUUUGGUUGAGUGUUAUACUUCUGCAGAGUACAGAUCAGGCUGUAAAGCUGACAGUGUUACAGAUGAGUUGUUGCCUUUGCUGGAUGCUUCUCAGUGAAGAAAGGUACUCGUCAGGUAAACAUCUCAUCUUGAUGCUGUUGGGCUGUUGUGAGACAUAAGCCUUGAAAAAGAAAAACAAUACUGCAUUCAUAUAUUUUUUAAUACAUUUAAGGUUUUAUAUUUUGUAUAUAAACAUUGUCAUUUUUAAGUUGACACUAUGAUUCAGGUUUUUAUAUUUAACUUGUGUCAUGAAUAAAUCAUUCUGAUUAUGAGUCAUAUAAUCUUAAUUACUUA
Melanotaenia boesemani (Boeseman's rainbowfish) is the source of this 4985-nucleotide messenger RNA. RefSeq names its product pleckstrin homology-like domain, family B, member 2a (gene phldb2a). The transcript is spliced from 18 exons. Lineage: Eukaryota; Metazoa; Chordata; Actinopteri; Atheriniformes; Melanotaeniidae. The coding region runs from base 328 to 3360 and encodes 1010 amino acids. Gene Ontology annotation, cellular component: basal cortex. Gene Ontology annotation, biological process: regulation of microtubule cytoskeleton organization. The record is from RefSeq and is a predicted model, not a curated record.